GGAAGAUACACCGUGCAGUAUACGACCUACAACAAGUCUCUUAAUUAGAGAUGAUUCUUUAAAUUGCGACAACGUAUACACUCUCCAGAACUGAAUCAUUAACAAUUUGUUCCUUUGAAAGCAGCAUUCAUCUGAAAUGGCGCUGGGAGUUACGAGGAGUUUGUUGGCGGAUGGAGCAAUGUUGAGAAGGAUGAUGUGGAUUUUGAUGGCACUGGUGACUUUUUGUAUGUCUCUCACAUCAGCUGACACUGAGCCACAGUGUGCAUUCCCAAAUCAUAAAACGCCGCCUAAUCUCAGUAAUAUUAAACCAUUAAUGGGCCAGAGGUUUAGGGUGGAGGAUGAAAACAAGGAAUAUACUUAUGAUAUAGGUAUAUGUACCACAGCUGUUGCCGACAAGGACUUCUCAGAAGCAGGCAUAUUGCAAACGGAAACCGCAACUCACAAAAUUCAUAUCAUCGGGAAGUUCAAGUCUUCAGAGGUCAGGAUAGGAACUGACUGGGCCAUGCUUGAGUACAGACAUGGAGAUCAAUACAAGCACCAUUGUAAAAAUGGUUCUGAGAGAGUAGCAGUGAUAAUGAUUACAUGUGAUCCCAGGGUCCAAGCUAUAAGUGAUGUGAAGCCAGUACUGUUAGCAGAGGAAAACAGCAAGAACGCUGAGUGUUACUAUCUGUUUGAGAUGAGUCACUCUUGUGUUUGUACAGAUAUUGCUAAGCCUCUAAUGUCCUUUAGCCUCAGUAUUGGAUCCAUCGUUGUCAUUGUCUUUAUGACUCUCUGCGGAGUAUAUUUACUGGGAGGUGUGCUCUAUAACCGGUUUGUGCUCGGGGCAAAAGGCAUGGAACAAAUCCCAAAUUACAGCUUCUGGCUCGAUUUUGGUAACCUCCAAGCGGAUGGUUGUAAUUUGGUGUGCAGGACGCGCUCAGUAUCACGUUCGUACAAGGGCAUCGGCGAUGACCAGUUAGCUGAGACAGAGGAUGACAGAGAUGAUCAUUUGUUGCCCAUGUGAUAGGAAGAUUUCUUUCCUCUCAAAAAGCAAAAAAAAAAAAUCAACAAUAAGAAAAAAUGAAAGAACUAAAAGCAAAAAGAAGUUAGAUUGUGUUUGGAGUUGUGACAAUAGAGAGUCUGUGAAAGCCGUGUGAAGAGUGCCGAGUGAUUUAAUUGCUUUACGACCACUGGACAAAUCUUUUGGUGCUUAAAGGUCGAUCUCCUGGUUUCUCUCUGUAGUUAUUUAUCAUCUGCGUGAGUUGUUGAAAAUUAUGAAAAGCAAACAAAAGUUUCUGCUUCAAUUUUUCUUUCCAAUUUCCAAAUUUACAUCAAAUCCUGGUAUGUGUUUCCCAUGGUUUUGUUUUGGUUUAAGGUAUGCCUUCAAAAGCACAUCUGGAAAUGUGAGGAUGUAAAUAUGCAGAAUUUCUGCUUCCUUCAAAACUGAAGACAAAAGAUAUUUAUAUGUAAAUGUUAAGACUUGUUGCUUUAGGGCAAAUGCAUAAUUAGUGAUUAUGGUGUAGCUGUUUCUGUGUUUUUUUAAAUAGAUUUAUUUGGGUGUUAACAAAAAUAUGUAAGAGGGUGUCCAAACAGCCCUUUUUGAUACCAUUUUGUUUGAGCAGGGCGUCCAGAUGUCAUGUAUGCCUUCCUUUCACAAGAUAAAAGUACACAAGAAAACAAUUUUCCUAAAGGCCUCAGUGAUUAGCACACAAAUUAAGUAGCUUACAGUAGUGACAUCAACAUUGAUAGCUGUCAAUACAACUUUGUUACAGGGAAAGCCUGAAUUAGGGGUGCCGUUAAAGCUAGCACAGCGUUCCCAUUAUGUUCAUCAAUGACAUUUCUGAAUAUGCUCUACCUUUGACGGGAUAUAUGCAUAAAAAAGAGUGGUUAUAAAGAAAAGAUAAAGAAUGCCUCAUAAAUGAAGUAUUUUUUUUUUUGUUGUUAUUUUUUGGGCAUGUCUUUCUUCAUUUUGUUUAAAACCAUACUCUUUGUUUUAUAUUACCUUUGCAUUUAUGUAUUAGGUGACGUGCAUGUAUGUAUUUAGCGAUUUGUAUGUAUUACAUGACUUGCAUGUAUUAAAUGAUGUAUGUAUUACAUGACUGGCAUGUAUUGUAUGACUUGCAUAGAUUAAUUGAUGUAUGUAUUACAUGACUUGUAUGUAUUACAUGACUUGCAUGUAUUACAUGUAAGUGACUUGGGAAGAAGAUGGGUGUAAUUAUCAGGGUUUGAUGAAUUCAGUCAUAUUUGUCCUUAAGGAAGAAAAUUGUGGGAUCAUUCAUGCUUUCAUGCUUGUUUCAUUUAGCGUUUUGAAAAAAAAAAAAAAAAGAACAUGCAAAUUUUUUGUAACCAUAUUCAUGCAGUUUUGUAGGUUUUUAAGUUGUCUUGGACACUGUCAGGUGGUAGAUCUAUAAACACUGGUUAUAUGGCACCUUGACAUUGUGAAGGUACUGUGAGGAGACAAGUAGACUGACCUCAGCAUGCAGAGGACAUAAAGCCUAUAGGGGGUUUGGGCACCGGCAUUGCCUUCAUCAAUUGGUGGGCAAAGUUCAGAUUUAUGAUUCACAACAGUGUCCUUUAUGGAGCAUACAUGGUUCAAAUUACAUUCAUAUUUGGUAGUUUAUGUUACAUGGAAGAUUUUGGCUUUUUUGUUGUUUUUUUUUUUUUAUUUAAUAUUUGGGUAACUACAUAUACUAAUUAAAGAAAUAUAUGUACAUUUCAUUUUGUAUUCAUUUUAAAAGCACAUGGUUUACUGGUAUAUGCCUAUGUACUGGUAGAGUGCAUGUUUCAUAACAGUGAUUAAAUGAUUCUGGAGUGGUUAUCGCUGUUGUUUAAAGAAGUUUAACGCUGUAAUUUGUAGAAACUCUUGCAUGAUUUUUGAGCUUUUGUGUUCUGAUCAUAGAGUGAUGUCCCUUGUGGCUCACACUGACCUCUUCAUGACCUGUUAAUAAGUGUAAUAAUGCGUCUUGACUAACAAUAAACAUCUUAGAUUGUUUGCUGAAAGUAUUGGAGGAAUUUUGCUUAAAUCUUUAGUUGGAGAUAAAUAAUGCAGUUGACUUCUGACAUAUAAGGAUGACUUGCUUGGUUGUUACAUGUACAUAUAUACGUAUAUUUACUGCUGUUAGCUAAUGAGAUUUUAUUGCACGUGCCAUUUCAGGCCAUUGGUCCAUUUUAGGGGAGAUCAGUCAUCUCGAGGCAUAAAAUGUUUACGAGACAAAAUUCUUGACAGCAUUUGCACAUUCCAGCAUCCGUUUUUUGUUUGUUAUCCAUAUGAAUGAAAUGCUGGUCAUAUAGUCUAUUAAGCUGAACGGAUUUCAAGCCUGACAUAAUCUUGUUUAUAAUCAUGCUAAAAAAAAUCUGAUUCAUACUAUACUUUCUAUGAUAUGAUCAGUCUUUUUAUCAUAUAAUGUUAUAUGGUUAACAAAACAUAAGGAGAACAUGCCAAGCCUGAAGAGAGUGUUGGUUCAGUCUUUAUGACACGUAAGAUGCUGGUUCAAACCCGGCCUUGGACAAGGAAUUUGUAGAGUCCCUCGCACUCACUGCUUCUCGGGCCUUGCUGAAAGUAGGCAUUUGAUGACGACUGUGUGGCCGCUUGCACUUAAUCUUAUGAUCAUUGCAUACCACUUGUCUUUUUGUCCUUGCGAAAAGUUGGUCAGUAACUUGCCAAAGGUCAGUAGUUUUUUGCCACACAUAAAACUGACCACUAUCACAUAAAUGAACAAUUAUUGAGUAUGGCUUGGAGCAAGAGUUAAAUAAAUAAAUAUAUUGUGAGGUGCUUGUUACAUGAACCCAAGGUGUCUUAAAAUAUUUUAUUUCUAGACAACACAAUAACAUUCUGUGCUUCUUCACCAGUGCUACUAUAAAUUGCUGAUGGCAAAGUCAGUUUUAUUAAGGUGACCAAGCUGGUUAAUAUCACAGUUUUGAGUAGAAUUUUGAAGAACAGUUAUAGAAAGCAAGAAAUCUUUAUCUGGAUCUGCUUUAAUUCUGCCGAAAAGCCAAAGCCAUUGUUUAAUACCUCUUCUGAUACAUGUAACAACCUACAUGUCAGUCAGUUCAAGCGUCUUGACUUACUGAUGUGUGUACCUCAGAUAAGAAGGUA
Molecule: messenger RNA, 4075 nt
Organism: Liolophura sinensis
Lineage: Eukaryota; Metazoa; Mollusca; Polyplacophora; Chitonida; Chitonidae
Product: cation-dependent mannose-6-phosphate receptor-like
Exons: 6
Coding region: 137-1003 (288 amino acids)
Biological process (GO): protein targeting to lysosome
Cellular component (GO): Golgi apparatus; trans-Golgi network; endosome
Molecular function (GO): protein domain specific binding
Source: RefSeq, a predicted model, not a curated record